Chironomus riparius is the source of this 1159-nucleotide messenger RNA. The record is from the annotation of a GenBank genome assembly. NCBI's taxonomy places the organism in Eukaryota, Metazoa, Arthropoda, Insecta, Diptera, Chironomidae.
UCAAUUCAUAGCACUUGAAGUUAAAUCAAUUCGUUCUUUUAAAGACAAAAAUAUCCAAACCUUAAAAUGGCAUUCAUUAAAUCAAUUGUUGUCCUCGCCGUCAUCGGAGUUGCUGCUGCAGGUCUCGUCCCAGCUGCAUAUGUUGCUGAUGAACAUUCUGCUGACUACUACUCACACCCAAAAUACUCAUUCAACUAUGGAGUUCAUGAUGGUUUAACUGGUGAUGUUAAGUCACAAAGCGAACACCGUGAUGGUGGAUUCGUCAAGGGACAAUACUCACUCGUCGAACCAGACGGUUCAGUCCGUACAGUCGAUUAUACAGCUGAUGAUGUCAAUGGAUUCAACGCUGUCGUCUCAAAGUCAGCUCCAUCAGUUCACGCUAAAGUUGUUGCCCCAGUUGUUCAUGCUGCUCCAGCUGUUGUAAAGACAGUUGCUCCAGUUGCCUAUGCUGCCCCAGCUCACUAUGCAGCUCCAGCUCACUAUGCAUCAGCUCACUAUGCACCAGCAAGCUAUGCUGCUCAUGUUGCCCCAGUCAACUAUGCCACAGUUGCCCACCACGCACCAGCACCACUUGCUUAUGCUGCCCCAGUUGCCCACGCUGCCUACCCAGCUUACGGUUAUGCUGCUCACGCUCCAGUCGUCAAAUCACCAGUCUGGCACUAAAUGAAUAGUUUAAAGCUUCAAAAACUUUAUAUUUCUUAAAAUACUCCGCUCAAAAUGUGAUUCCAUCUUAUGGCUGCCAUUUAUGAAUAAAUUAAAAGAUUUUAAAUUUGGAAAUUGAAACAAAAAGAACGAAUUUGUUGAAUUCAGCACGUGAAAAAAUUCUUACUUCUUCUCAUGUUGAUCGAUAGGCCAUGCUCAUCUACUUGCUAACAAAAAAAAAACUUCUUGGAUAAAUCAAAACACUAACUUCUUCAUCAUGUCUACCAAUUUCACGAAGCAUCUGCGCAGUAGCGAUCAACAUCCAUCUCUAUUAUUUAUUUAUAUCCAUGCCUCUCCUUCACCUUCAUAACAUCAUUACUUCAUUUCCACUGCCAUCAUUUAAAUUAGAAAUAAAAAAAAAAUCUUUGUAAUAAAAUCUUGAUAAAUUGCAGCAAUAAGCUUGUAUAAAAAAUUGUAAAUAAUAAAUUUGAACGAAUAUGAAAAAUAAAUAAAGUCG